Messenger RNA from Glarea lozoyensis ATCC 20868, 609 nucleotides. Its product is annotated as Lumazine synthase. Gene Ontology annotation, biological process: riboflavin biosynthetic process. The transcript has 3 exons. Bases 1 to 609 code for a protein of 202 amino acids. Gene Ontology annotation, molecular function: 6,7-dimethyl-8-ribityllumazine synthase activity. Lineage: Eukaryota; Fungi; Ascomycota; Leotiomycetes; Helotiales; Helotiaceae. Gene Ontology annotation, cellular component: intracellular anatomical structure; mitochondrial intermembrane space; riboflavin synthase complex. The record is from RefSeq and is a predicted model, not a curated record.
AUGGCAUCACUCAAAGGACCUGGAGAAGCGCAACAGUUCGAUGGCAGUGAUCUGCGAAUUGGCAUUGUACAUGCCAGAUGGAACACCAGCAUAAUUGAACCACUCCUCAAGGGUACCAAGGACAAGCUGCUAGCCUCUGGAGUCAAAGAGUCAAACAUCGUAGUCCAGUCCGUCCCCGGAUCUUGGGAACUUCCAAUCGCAUGCUCUAAGUUGUUCUCGGCGUCCCAAGUUCAAAGCACUACCACCGGUUCCUCCCUCUCAGCCGGUGACCUCCUCGGUAGUAGCACCACAGAUCUUACAGCUCUGGCUUCGUCCGCGCCAACAGCCACAGGGCCUUUCGAUGCCCUAAUAGCUAUUGGAGUUCUCAUCAAGGGAGAGACCAUGCAUUUCGAAUAUAUCGCUGAUGCCGUAAGCACGGGGCUUAUGCGCGUCCAACUCGACACUGGCUGUCCUCUGAUAUUCGGUUUGUUGACAGUAUUGAAUGAGGAACAAGCCCUAGCGAGGGCAGGUGUUGUUAGUGGAAGCCACAAUCAUGGCGAGGAUUGGGGAUUGGCUGCCGUUGAACUUGGAGUAAAGCGAAAGGAAUGGGCAGCUGGGAAGAUAUCUUGA